Molecule: messenger RNA, 913 nt
Organism: Pungitius pungitius (ninespine stickleback)
Lineage: Eukaryota; Metazoa; Chordata; Actinopteri; Perciformes; Gasterosteidae
Product: interleukin-17C-like
Exons: 2
Coding region: 247-729 (160 amino acids)
Biological process (GO): inflammatory response
Cellular component (GO): extracellular region
Molecular function (GO): cytokine activity
Source: RefSeq, a predicted model, not a curated record
CAAAAGGAAGGCCAAGCAUUUUUAUCCGGGUUUCCCCAUCCGAGCAUCUUCCUCCGUGCUGUAUAAAUACCGCAAGCAAAUGGAUCGGCUGUGUCACAUGUCUCAAGAUGUCAGGACUCGUGGGUCUGCAGGUAAAUGUGACCGUGAGCCAGCAGGAGCGCGCUUUAAAGUCACGCUGUCACAGCUGGGAACCUUCACACGUGUUUGUCUUUUUUUCUUCUUCAAUCUGCAUAGAUCUCGUUGCUGAUGUUCAACCACCUCGCGCCUUCUUCUUCUUCUGCCGCCGGCACGAGGUCCUCCAGGUGCAUCAGCUCGGAACAGGUGACGUACACCGAGGUCAGGUACCAGAGGACGCACGGCAGCAGGUGGCUCACUCUGGACCGGCCUGGCGCGCGCCUGACGUGCGCGGCCGCAGAAAUGAGCGCGGACCUGAGAGACCGCUCCCUCGCCCCGUGGAGAUACAGCAUCAACAGAGAGGACGACCGCAUCCCUCGUGAGAUCUCCUUCGCCGAGUGCCUCUGCCACGGCUGCGUCAUCGACCAGCGGGAAGACAUGCGCUACAACUCGGUGCCCGUGUUCGCCCCGCUGAUGGUCAUGAGGAAGACGCCGUGCCCGCGGGACCCCGACAAGUUUGUGGUCAGCAGGGAUUGGAUCAAGGUCCCCGUGGGCUGCACCUGCGCCAGGCCCAAGUACACAAAGAGGUCAACCGGGCCCCAUCGAGCCGGCUGAAAGGGCGCCCUGUAGUUUCUGCGUGAUGUGUGUAUUUGGAAGUGUAACGACCCAUUCUCACACCAAAUGCUGCCGCUCUGGUCGGUGGCACUGAGUUACAAAGCGUGAGCCUGCGCAUUCUCUGCAGAGGCCACCAGGGGGCGACUCCCUGCUCCCAUAGAGGUCUAUUUAAGAAGACGACUAC